AUGAUGAGGAAUCAAACAUUCAGCACAACAAAUGCUUUACAGAUGCAAGCACAGACUUGUCUUGUUACUAAUGGCCAUCAACAUACCACAGAACCACGAUACGUAUCGUUGGACCAACAAGAAUUGAGAAUGAUUAGUGAUGAUACCAUCGUGUCCAAUUGCACCUCGUCGGAACAGCAGCUACAACAACAAACAACAUCCCCAUACCGUCUCACACACAUUCCAGUGAGAAUGCAUUUGUCAUUCACUAACUGCCCCAUGUCAGUUCGAGAAGUAACUCUGCGACUGCCAAUUGACAGCAUGACCGAGCAAUAUUUGGAUGUUUUUUGUAAAUUUGAAAGUGAUGAUACCAAAAUAGAUGUAUCAUUAAGGUUGCCUAUAGUUCUAAUUUGGAUUGCCAUGGAAUCAGCAAAGCAUCGACCUCAAUUUUACCUUGAUAUUUAUCUCAACCUGCAUUCUUCCUUGAUAAGAGAUUCUUUAGAACGUGAUAGUAUUCAAUGUUUUGUUGCCGGUAAAGAGAGAACCGAUUCUCAAUUCAUUCACCAUGAAGCAGUGACCAGUGGUAAUUGCAACGUUUAUCAAAAAACUUCAGGAGACAUUGCCGUUAGAAUUUGCAUGUUAAACCAACGUUUACCUCUCGUUCGUCUCGACACUUCAAACAUUGAAAAUGAAUUAUGUGACAUCCUUUCGAAUUGUAAAAGUUUGUCAGCCGAUUCCUCAAAUUGA
Molecule: messenger RNA, 726 nt
Organism: Naegleria lovaniensis
Lineage: Eukaryota; Heterolobosea; Eutetramitea; Acrasida; Naegleriidae
Exons: 1
Coding region: 1-726 (241 amino acids)
Source: RefSeq, a predicted model, not a curated record